Messenger RNA from Sus scrofa (pig), 3172 nucleotides. It is a transcript of the gene HOXD13, whose product is annotated as homeobox D13. The record is from RefSeq and is a predicted model, not a curated record. Gene Ontology annotation, molecular function: DNA binding; DNA-binding transcription factor activity, RNA polymerase II-specific. Gene Ontology annotation, biological process: regulation of DNA-templated transcription. Lineage: Eukaryota; Metazoa; Chordata; Mammalia; Artiodactyla; Suidae.
AGGGCGAGAGGAAGAGGGCGGGAGCGAGAGAACGAGAGAGAAAGGAGAGGAGGGAGGAGGCGCGCCGCGCCAUGGUGUCCUGCACGGGGCCUGGGCCGGGGCCGGGGCCGGGCUGGGCCGGGCCAUGAGCCGCGCCGGGAGCUGGGACAUGGACGGGCUGCGGGCGGACGGCGGGGCCGCCGGGGCGGCCCCGGCCUCCUCCUCCACCUCCUCCUCUGUGGCAGCAGCGGCGCCGGGCCAGUGUCGCGGCUUCCUCUCGGCGCCAGUGUUCGCCGGGACGCACUCCGGGCGUGCGGCUGCGGCGGCGGCAGCGGCGGCGGCGGCGGCGGCGGCGGCCUCGGGCUUCGCGUACCCGGGGACCUCUGAGCGCGCGGGCUCCGCCUCGUCGUCGUCAUCCUCGGCUGUGGUCGCGGCGCGCCCGGAGGCUCCCUCCGCCAAAGAGUGCCCGGCGCCCGGCGCGGCCGCCGCAGCGCCCCCGGGUGCCCCGGCCCUAGGCUACGGCUACCACUUCGGCAACGGCUACUAUAGCUGCCGCAUGUCGCACGGCGUGGGCUUACAGCAGAAUGCUCUCAAGUCGUCCCCGCACGCCUCGCUGGGAGGCUUCCCGGUGGAGAAGUACAUGGACGUGUCGGGCCUGGCAAGCAGCAGUGUACCGGCCAACGAAGUGCCCGCGCGAGCCAAGGAGGUGUCCUUCUACCAGGGCUACACGAGCCCCUACCAGCAUGUGCCUGGCUAUAUCGACAUGGUGUCUACCUUCGGCUCCGGGGAGCCUCGGCAUGAGGCGUACAUCUCCAUGGAGGGCUACCAGUCCUGGACGCUGGCCAACGGGUGGAACAGCCAGGUGUACUGCGCCAAGGACCAGCCACAGGGCUCCCACUUUUGGAAAUCAUCCUUUCCAGGGGAUGUGGCUCUAAAUCAGCCAGACAUGUGUGUCUACCGUCGGGGGAGGAAGAAGAGGGUGCCCUACACCAAACUGCAGCUCAAAGAACUGGAGAACGAGUAUGCCAUUAACAAGUUCAUUAACAAGGACAAGCGGCGGCGGAUCUCGGCUGCCACGAACCUAUCCGAGAGACAAGUGACCAUUUGGUUUCAGAACCGAAGAGUGAAAGACAAGAAAAUUGUCUCCAAGCUCAAAGACACUGUCUCCUGAUGUGGGCCAGAUUGGCCACAGAGAGUUUAAACGCUUUCAGUUGUCUCCAAAAGACCUUUGGAAAGACUUGAAUAUGUAUUUAAUUCCCCCAUCCCCCUGCCAGUGAUGGCAAAUUUUGUGAAUUGUUUUUCUUUCUUCCCCUUAUCUGGCUCUAAAACCUUUUGCUGCCCAACCUGACUUUGUAGUUCUGUUUUGUACUUGUUUAUUAUUGAUUUUGCUCUUGUCUAGGUUUGUUUUUUAUGGCUUUUUAAUGUUCUGUUUCUCCCUCCAGGCCAGUAUAAAGGACUUGAAGUAUUUUUGAAUACCCCCCCCCAAAUGAAUUUCAGAAGUGCCAUUCUGAUUUUAGGGUUUUAUUUUUUUAAAUCACUUUUUAUGCCUGUUUCCAGCACUGAUUAUCUUCAUAAUCCAUUAAGGCAGAAUGAUCUGCAGUCAUUCACAUCCUGUGAUUAGGUAAUUGAAAUUUUAGCUCUCAGCAGUCGCAUUGAGGCAAAUGGAAACAGCUCUGGGCAAGCAGUUUUCUAGGGUCACUGAGAAAGUCUAAAAACAGAAGGCUGGAGGUUCUGUGAUGGCUUUAAAAGCAGCUACCUUAUUGUAUAGGGUUUGUAUCAAUACUAGAGUGAAGACAAUAUUUCCAACUUUAGGUCUUUCACUUACUGUUGUAUUUUUUACUACACCUUGUAGAUUUGUGCUUUUAUAAUCUUUAAUUUGGAAACAAUGUGUCUUCAUGUGAUGCCUUCAUUUCUCCAGCUCUAGAUGCAGAUAUUUAAAUGGCUGCAGUUGGGAAAGUGACCCAUGAAUGGUAUACAUGCCUCCCCACUCCCUGACCUUUGGUUUGUGGUGUUAGAAAUGAGGCCAUCUCCUCAGUCCCCUGAAAGAGACUGAGUCAAUGUGGCCAUGGGUGGGAAUUUUUAUCCAGAACCCAGUGAAGAACUUGACUGUCUGAACAAAUGUAUUGGGCUCUCCUGGAGCUUUAAAACAUCUAACAAGUGUGAAAAAAUAUGGAGUUCUGAAGUCCAGGAGGGGGAAAAAAAAGGUGUUUCUGAAAGUGAUGAUAAAUAACUACUUUUAAAGUGCUGCAUAUUUAUACAACUGAGAGAUUAUUUUUGUAGAUGCAAUGUCUGUGAGCUGAGAUACAUGGACAGUGCUUCAGGCAUUUAAAAAUCACUUUUUACUCCUAGGGAGAGUCAAAUAAACAGAACUCACUUAUUUCUUCUGAGUCUUUAUACAUUUGUGGGUUUUUUCCCCCCAAGCUCAUGUUGCCUCUAGAAAUUUCUUAUUUAUUAUAAAACCUUGUUAUCCUGAACACUACAGUGCUCUCUACAGAUGAAGGAAACUCAGUAUCAGUUCUGGUCUCUGAAACCUCCAGGCUCUCUGCUUCCAUCACCCCUUCCCCCUCCCUUUCCCCAUGGCUUUAACAUAAAUAGUGAUAUCUUUAAAUGAGGAUAUAAUUUGUGGUGUUUAAAAUUAUAUUUUUUAACCAGACCACCUCAAAAAAACUCCAAUAAAAUUCUACUUCUCUUUCAAAAAAAAUUCAGCUCAUGCGAAUAGUUUCUUUUCUUUUCUUUUUUUUUAACCAAUAUGUAUGUCUGUGCUGGGUAUUGGAAAACGUGCUCACUUGGAGGUUUUCUUCCUAGAAAGGCCAUUAUAAAUAUCUACUCUAGGAAGGUCUUGAAAUUAGUCAUAUCCAUAUUUGGAAACUGAAAAAGAAACAUUUCAGGCUUAUCUAUAGAGACUUCUCCCGGCAGCCUGCACACAGCAGUUGCGGACUGAAACCAUAAUUAUACACCCUAAACCUGUAGAUGCAAUUUUUAGGCACUACGAACUUUCUUUUGAGGGCUUUUUGCCACUCAUAGAAAUGGCCGCUGAGGAACCGGGUGCCUUGUCCUUGUCAGCGCCCGGGCACAGUGAAUUCAACGGCGGCUACCUUUUGGGCAUGUGAGUUAAACACAGAUGUAUUAAAACCUCACACAGUACCUAAACUCUUCUGGCGGGAGGAUUCCCUUAUGCAUCUGCCAGAGAAAG